CGAGCUCAAUUGUGCCACCAGGUGCAGAGUGUUUGGCGCACGUGAGGUGAAUAAAAAGUUACUUCCGGUUUCUGUAUUCGAUAAAUCAUCAUGUACUCUCUUUACCGCGCAUGGCUUGCCUUAAACCCCUGUACUGUCUUACCAUCAUUACCUGAAACUUCAGUACCUUUAAAUCUUUCACUUUCUACGCCAGGACACGUACCAGAAGCACCCGAUGUAACUUUACAAGUUGGACCAACAAGGACUCACUUUUCCGCCCAUAGAGGAGUACUCUCGACUCACAGUGGAUUUUUUAAAGCCGCUCUGGCCAAUCACUCAGAUCUUUUACCUAUUGCCGUACCAAAUGUAAAUGUGGAUGAAUUUUCGUCCCUUUUGACUUUUAUGUAUACGGGAUAUUUGGAUCUUAACGUUGGAAAUAUUUACAACAUACUACUGGCUACGCACAUCUUACAUAUGCCUCGAGCUUUAGAGCUGUGUAGAAACUUUUUGUUGCAACAAAAUCAACACGCGUCAGAUCACCAGAGGGUGAACGUAAUCAAACCCAUAGCCAGUCGGAAGAUGGCCCCACAGAUGCAGGAGAUUUUCACGCCAAAUGCGUUUGGAUGUUUAACGAAAAGCGAAGACACUCCGUUUAAAGUCGUAAGAACUGAUAAUCCGUUAACUACGGAAUCGACUAGUAAAAUUGAAAAAGUAAAGUCUAAUACCAAUGAGAGUGAAAAAACAAUCGAAAAGAAAAAUCUUUCAAAAACGAUAUGUAAGAAGAGAACGGAGUCUCUAUGUAGUUUGGAUAAGAUUAUCAUCGACGUGGCAUGCUGCGAUGGCCCAGUCCGUUUUCAUCGAGUUGUCAACAAAAACUAUGGUGUACAAGACACCGAAAACUUCGAUACAGGUCCCAAUCCAUCGUUUAAGAUAACAGAACUGAGUAGGAGCAGCGCGAUGAACAAAGCAAUGAACGAAAACAUUAUGGAGAAGCUCAAUAGCGACAACCAAUCAAACGAAGUUUUUACAUGCGUUUACUGUAACCAUACUUUCAAAUCCCAAUACUGCUAUCAGAAACACGCUAGGCGUCAUUUAUAUCCAGCCAGUAUCGAUAAAGUAACUCAAGUCGAAUCUAAAAGAGAAGUGAAGCUUUUGGACAUGAACGUACAAUAUUAUCCGUGCAAAACUUGCGGAAGCAAAUUUCCCAGUUACUAUUUUGUCCACAAACACAGAAAAAUGUGCCACGCCGAUGAAGUUCUCGAUAAAAACGGAAAGACUCACGAAAGUGGCAACGAAAACACUACUUCCAGGGACGAAAGUAGUAGCUGUAGUGCCAUAGAUGUUGAAGCAAUUCAUAAUGAAAACGAACAGGAAGUGACAUAAACUGUAUUUAAUAAUAAUACAAAUGUACCAACAUAUCAUAUUUAAUGUACUAGCCUAGUGUCAGUUAAAAAUACGUUUAAUUUAACGGAGUUAUUGAUCAAUAAAACUAAUAAAAGAAAAAGUAAAAUGUUAAGAUAAAUAUGUAAACAAUUUUAGUAAUUGCAUUGGGAAUAAUUAUAACUGGCACGAAAAUUAUCAGGAAAAUAUCUUUGGAUCUUUUUAUCGUUUAAAAGUAAUGAAUGUACGAAUAUGAUAAAUAAAAAAUAAUGCCAUUAUUUCCUUAGUAAUUAACUAAAUUAAAGGAGUAGCUCAAAUUUUACGCUCAGAUAUUCGAAUUUAUUUGUUAUAAAAUUGGAACAGUAAGUACUAGAAAUUAAUUGUUAGAUUGUAUAUGAAUAUUUGAGUAAAUAUUAUUAAUAUAGUGUGUAUAUAGAAUAAAUGAUACAAAAUUAUUUAUAUAAUUUCAUUCAUCACAUUUCAUUUUAAUCUUGAUAUAAAAUUUUAGUAUGGAUCAAACCACCAGUGUUAUCUUUCUAUAAAAACACAUUUAUGUUUAUUAUUAUUAUAUUUAAAGACAGUUUUAUACUUAUUAUGUUUAAAAAAAACGAAGACACUCGGUUUAAAGCCGUAAAAACUGAUA
This is a messenger RNA of Sitophilus oryzae (rice weevil), 2002 nucleotides long. Its product is annotated as telomere zinc finger-associated protein. The coding region runs from base 91 to 1362 and encodes 423 amino acids. The transcript is spliced from 3 exons. Gene Ontology annotation, biological process: regulation of transcription by RNA polymerase II. NCBI's taxonomy places the organism in Eukaryota, Metazoa, Arthropoda, Insecta, Coleoptera, Curculionidae. The record is from RefSeq and is a predicted model, not a curated record. Gene Ontology annotation, molecular function: protein binding; DNA-binding transcription factor activity, RNA polymerase II-specific; RNA polymerase II cis-regulatory region sequence-specific DNA binding.